Molecule: messenger RNA, 522 nt
Organism: Patiria miniata (bat star)
Lineage: Eukaryota; Metazoa; Echinodermata; Asteroidea; Valvatida; Asterinidae
Product: phospholipase A and acyltransferase 2-like
Exons: 1
Coding region: 1-522 (173 amino acids)
Biological process (GO): N-acylphosphatidylethanolamine metabolic process
Cellular component (GO): cytoplasm
Molecular function (GO): glycerophospholipid phospholipase A1 activity; A2-type glycerophospholipase activity
Source: RefSeq, a predicted model, not a curated record
AUGGCAAGCUACAACAAUUACGAGAUUGUGAGUGACUGGUUUACCUCAGAGAAUAUUAACGACUUGGAAUGCAAACUGUGCGUCGGUGAUAGGCUGGAGUUCACCAGCCACCACACAGAUGCACACUGGGGUAUAUACGUCGGUCAAUACCAAGGUAUAAGACACACUGUCAUCCAUUGUGGUUUAUUAGAGAGAGAGGUAGUCUUGGCCAAUCAAAAGCCCGAGAUACGAGCUGACACAAUUGGAAGGAUUCUUGUCAGCUCUGGCAAGGUGAGGAUCAACAACUCCAGUGACACUGACCAAACAGCUAACGAUUCCCAACUCAUCAUGGAAAUAGCCAAGAAAAUGCACCUAGACAAAACGCCGAGUGAUUACAACCUUCUCAGUGAGAACUGCGAGCACUUCGCAAAUUAUUGUAGAUACGGUGCUCCCAGCAUCGAGCAGGCUGCUUCAGCGGUGGGGACGUUUUGGAGUUUCCUCCGGUCAGUAAUAGGUAAGUUAGACUUGAAAAUGAGUCACUAG